Bolinopsis microptera is the source of this 1590-nucleotide messenger RNA. Its product is annotated as nucleolar protein 8-like. NCBI's taxonomy places the organism in Eukaryota, Metazoa, Ctenophora, Tentaculata, Lobata, Bolinopsidae. Bases 24 to 1109 code for a protein of 361 amino acids. The transcript has a single exon. The record is from RefSeq and is a predicted model, not a curated record.
UACAGUAUUAUUGUAAAGCAAUUAUGACCCAAAAGAACUCCAAUGAAAAGCGGCUUGCAGCAUUACAAAAUAGAAAGCUGACUCAGUCCUCCCAAAAUGAACUUGUUCGUAAUGCAUUGUCUGACAAAGCUGUCAGCAAGAUUACCAAGUUCAGUGAUUCUGACGAUGAUGACACACAAGACGACCAAAAAAUGACUGACAUUCUUCAUGAUGUUGAUGAGGAAGAAGAUGUUUGCUUUGCUGUCAAGCCACAAUUCUUGGGUAAAAAGGGUGUAAAACUUAUGACAAUGCAAAGUAAAAUAGGUUCAGAUGAUAGAUUCCAGCUCGAUACUCGGUUUGAGUCUGGCUCAGACAGUAACACUGAUUCUGAAGAUGAUGAAACAAGAGAAAUGAAUAAUGAAAGACAAACUUUGUACAACACAAUGGAUUCUGUGUUGGGUGGCCUUGGUAUAACUGCUAAACCAAUAACAGCGGCAGAAAACCAGCACGUCGUUGAUCAGUAUGUAAGGUUUGAUCCAACUGAUGUCAACCAUGAGAAAUUUUUAGUUUCUCACAAAGCUCCACUAGAAGCUGAUGGUCCUGUUGAGGAGACAAUUCUGGGGCAUGAUUCAAAUAACAAAGAAGAUGAAACAAAAGCAAAAGAUAAGAUUGAUCACAUGCCAAUAGUUGAUGAAAGUACAUUCUUUGAAGUAAAAACUGAUUUUAAUAAGACUAUUGCUGAUAACACAAGCAAUUCCAACGGUUUUAGUUUCAAAUUUGAUUUUGCUAUUGAGAGUUCACAAACUAAUGUCCAAGAGAGUGAUACAAAUCAGGCCCAAGCACAGGACUUCUCAAUUAAAGAACUUCAACGUGAUUCUUCCGAUGAAGAAGAAACAAUUGACACUAAAACUUUUAAUAAAGAAUCUGUAAAACGUCAACAAGACAACUAUUUCUUUUACAGCAUAAACCCCUUAUUUAGAAAGGGUCCCAUUUCUCAGUUCAAGAGAACUAAAACUAUGGAAGAAAUUGAGCAAGAUUGGAUAUCCCAGAGACAACAGCUUACUGCAGAAUACAAGAAGAGGCAUAAAGAUGCUGUCAGGUUUCAGAAGAAGUUUAUUGCUAAAACCUGACUUGAAAUUUUUAACUUCUUAACUUACAAGGGUAUUUAUUUGAUUUUUUAAUAAAGGUUUUUAACUCAUUUAGCUCUUAUCAAAGUGCAACAAGAAUUUGUUUGUUUUACUUUCAUUCCAUCCUAUAGUCAAGCUCAUACUCUGAGGUUUUUAUUUGCAGCGCUGAGACCGAUAAUGUGGCUAUUUUCUCGCAGUAUUUUACAGAUUUCAAACAUAAAUUAAUGGAUUAAGUUUGUAUGAAGUUGUUAGAACUAUACUAACGAAAACAUGGUUUGGUAAUUUAAACCUAUUCAGUAUCCAAGUAGGCUGAGCACUUACGGUAGAUAUCGAACAGUCUUUAGUAAUAACUUUACCCUUGUGUCUAUCCUUCUGUCUACCCUUAGUGGUCGGGCUUUUUGGGUACUGAUCAAUUUUUUUAAAAACAAUUGGACAUGUGAUUUAUUUAAUUUACAGCAGUGAAAGUUGUGUACCAAUAUUUUAA